UGCCGAGAUCCGAUGCCGAACGCACGCGUUGUUUGUUUUUCCAGCGAUCUCACAAUAGAUGUUGGAUGGUUGUCUCCUUAGUUCACGAGUCAUUAUGGAGAUGCUACGGCUACAGACUAGCCCUUCCGGGCUGAUUUUACCCAGAUAGAUGCUCUACAAGCUCCAAGAAAAUCGAUAGCAGCGCCACGUGGACAACCAAACAGUGCGGCAACCGCCGAACAAUCUGAUCGUGACGCCAGCAUGGGGUCACCGCCGUUGGAGUCAUCGGUGACUGCUGUGCGCUGAGGCCUGUGGACAUCUGUAUCAUGACGAACUGCGAUCUGUCGUUUCAAACAGCGCGAUGCAAUGCCGGCGUGCACUGUCGGCGUUGACAACACGAUAUGAAAGGCGGACCGUGAGAUAUGAUCCCCAGGAAUGGAUCUGGGAUCCGGGGUGGCCACGGCCCCCAUCUCCGGUGACCAGCGUUCGCGGCAGUGAUUCGCGGAAAGAGCCCGUGUUUCGUGAGGGCUACGUUACACUCCUCCUGGGAAAGAUUCGGGACGAGGUGGCACGAGAGGGGACAAAUACGUCACGUCACAGCUGUGAUGUCGUCGAUGUCGUCGUUGAUGUCCAUUCACAACCAGCCACCGGAAAAUGCAUCGGGCGCAGGCGGUCAAGGGGGUGGAAUCGACUCGAUAUCACUUGGACAGCUCAAGCAGAUAGUUGCCACCAUGCCCAAAGAGCGGCAAUGGUGGUAUGACUACAAGUACGACGACGAAGACACAGUCAUGAAUGAGAUCGACGAGUUCUAUUCUUACGUUGAGAUGCCGCAGGUCGCAGAAAAUCUGAGGGCAUGGGAGGGUUCAUUCUCGGGAGAAUGGACCAAGAGCCCGCUCGGAACGCGUCGUUCACAUGUCGACGUCCUUCUCGAGAGUUUGGAACAUAAGAAUGCUGAAAUCCGGUUCACGAACGCACGAAGAUUGUUUUACAUCUUGCAAGGGACUUUUGCGGAAACCGUCUCUCCGGAACAUCAGCUGCACUGGAUAUUCGAGAACUGCAAGAUCGUUCGAAACGCCAACGGUCUGAGCAGCAUCAUUGAAGCGCUCAAGAUCGCCACCUCGAAGCACGACUUGCUAUGCGGCCUUUCCGAUGCUGACGCCGAGCACAUUCACAUCUCGGCUGCCGAAAAGGCGGACUUUAUCGAGGAAGCUCAAACCGAGAUCUCCGUAUACCUCGGCAUGCUGUAUCAUCUCGUUGAGAUAUUCAAGGGCCAUGAUGAUUUUGCGGAUGAAUUGAUGAGCUUUGACCCGCCAUUGCCUGUAUACCUGUUCAGUGUCGUUGCCGGCUUGCGUGACAAAAGUGCCAAGGGAUACCCUGUAAAAAAGCUACUUUUGGUGCUUUGGAAGACGUUGCUUUCGUGUUGUGGGGGAGUCCGCGACCAUGCACGUGUGAAGAAAUUGGCACGAGAAUUGGGUGGCUUACCGGCAGUCUCUGAUGCAGAUGAUGCGCCGAUCAAGACAACACCAUUGGAUAUGGAGACUUUCCACCAAGAGACGACCGUCAAAUAUCCAACUUUCACACAGCACUCGGAGCACAUCGCAUUCACGGUGAAACCCGCCGAAAUCGCAGCGCCCAAACCUAUCACAAUCACGACUUCCCGGUUAGCACAGGCUUAUUCCCCGAUUACUGUGCGCCACCACUAUCAUCAUGAAGAACCCGAAGCCGGCCAAACUUCCGCGCAAUUCCAUCCGUAUCAUGCUACAGGCGCCCCUGGACGUAUUCCGCAGCCGGCGACACCAGCACCGUCUCCGCCUCCGAUACCCCAGAAUCAGCCUAAACCCAAGAAGCAACAAUACCAGACAGAUCAGUCGCGGCCGUUUUUAUUUCCGUUUGGGAUGAGCGGACCAACAAGACUCGACAAAGAUGCGAGGCUAGUGCCGUUUGCGGUCGAUGAGGCCGAUCGGCUCUAUCAUAAGCAUAUGUACGUCAGCCUGGCCUUAUGGCAGAUGUAUCGGACCCGACAGGAGUGCAUGACUGCAGAGAGUGGCCUGGAGAAGAUGCCUGGCUCAGAAGGUGAGGCCGAAGACAGCAUCGUGUUUAAGGAAAGGGAUGCUGCCGAACCGUUCCCCGAUGUUGCGCUUCUCGACGCCAAAUUGGCAGAGAUUCCCGACGACCCCAAUGCCAGCUCAUCAGAGAGGCGCAGAGCGAAAGAGCGAAAAGAGGACUUGAUGCGGCUGAAACGCAACACGGGCUUGCCCAUCAUUCCUAAUAUGGUGCUGGUUCUCCUCAAGUUUUUGUUGGCUACAGUGACUGCAACGUCAAACAUGCAACCGCCGCCAGCCCAGGGACCGCCCUCUGCCUCCAGCGUCUUCCCGCCUGGCCCCGGGUUCGGAAUGUCACCUGACCAGCCAUUACCGCCCUCGCUAUCCUCCGAUGAUAUUGACGUCAUGCGCCAUCGCGAGGUCACUUCCAAAGCAAUUUCUGCCAUUCUCUUGCUGCUUCUCAAGUGGUUCAAGGUCUCACAUAUCAUGAAGUUCCAUUAUUUGGGCCAGCUUUUGUUGGAUUCGAACUGUCUGCUGCUCAUUCUGAAGUUGUUCUCCGUGCAAGACGUUUCUCAAACCGUGAUAUCCAGAGCAGAUUGUCCAGACAACAAUUUCUUUCGAUACUGCAUGCUCAAUUUCUCGAAGAAUCCUCAGCCCGCAGAUAGCCAACAACGACCAACAAGGUACACUACGAAGAAGAGUCGCAUGCUGCCCAACGGCGAAAAGCACGAAGAGGAUAUCGACAUGGUCACCGACUUCUCAUGGCGCAACUUCUUCUCUUUGAUCAACUUUGCGAAAAUCGUUCAAAAGUUGUCUAAGAGUCGCGGACAUCGUAUCUGGCUGUUGAUCCAAUACAAGAGCUCUCCAGUGCUUAAGCGCGCACUCAAGAUCCAGCAUCCCAUGCUACAGCUGCAUAUCUUGAAGAUCAUCAAGAGUCAGGUCCCCUUUUGUGGUCGAAAGUGGCGGCAAAGCAAGUCCAACAUGAAGAUCAUCACAUCCAUAUAUCUGAAUUGCCGGCCAGAUCUACGCGACGAAUGGCUCUCAGGCACUGAAGUUGAAGAUGCAACUGACGCGCAAGCGCAAGAGCAUGCUCUCAGGCAUCUGGUCAAGUUCUACAAUAAUAAACGAUACGGUCCGGUGGCCACCCAACACGGCCCGCAGCACCGAAGAUCGGGUAGCAUGUCGCACCAUCUCGAGGGACUGCACCCGGGGCCGGAACUAGGGCUCGAACGACAAGAUGGAACCAACAACAUCAUCAAUCCUGAUGUUUUCCCUCCGGUUCGAUCCCAGGCCGCGGACCCACGCAAUUUCCUUCCGUAUAUUACAGAAGAUAUCGCAUUUGAAGAGGAGUACGAAGACUACUUGUCCGAUCUUGGCUGGUCGGAUUCCGACCAUGAGGGCCAGCAGUUGUUUGGUGGAACAUCGGCAUGGCACAGACUUCCGUCGUAUGCGCAGGAAAUGGCCGAUGGCAUCAGCGACAGCGAGAGCAUUGUGUCCAUUGGGGAGCUCGGCGACGAUGCGCGACUGGAUCCAAGUCGUGAUGAUCCCGAAGUCGUCGACGAGAAUCUGAACAACUGGGAGCACAUGAGUCCAAAAACUAUGGCCGCUCUCCCCAAGUCUCCUGCCGGCAGGCGACGGUCGAGUCAAGGCACCGGGCUGCGACCUGUUCUGCCAUUCGGAUUGGAUGAUGGAAUUACUCAUGGCGACGAAAAUGAUUCCGAAGAUGACGACAUUGACAUUGAUGUCGACGAACUUGGCCCCAGCCCCAGGGAACAAACAAGUUUCUCGAACGGAGCUGGUGUGGAUGAAGUAGAGUAUGCGUACGGUGUUUGAGUUCGCCUGCUGUACUUAGAUAGACUACGAGAGCAUCGUCGUUGACGCGGUUAUUUAGUUCAAUGUAUUGCCUCACAAAGCCGGAGUGAACAUCCAAAAUGAGAAAUCGUGGGCUGCACCGCCCGACGAAAGCCGGUCUAGAUAUUGUGAUUGGCAAGAAUGACAAAGACAGUCAAGGACGGCGAAAACGAUCAUUCUCGGCGGCGAGAUAACGAAAGCAAACGAAGGAAUAGAGACUCAUUGAGCGAGCUCCAGCAGUGUUUUGUUUGCGGGUUUGUUGGGAUGAGUUGUUGUUUUUGAGUGUCUUCAGCGAUUUGGCUUGGUGUUGGGGGGAGUUGACCUGAUGGCCUGCGACAUCCAACACAAGCAAAGCAAAGCAUUCGCAUUCAUCGCGCGCCCUCUAGCAUGUUUCGUGAACGACUAUAUCGACGAGGACGAUGGGCGGCCGGUUGGGGCGGGUCCGUGCGAGAUCAGCUGUCAGGUGACACGAAGCCCGGUUGACCACCUUCCUUCUGCCCCUUCACCACCUUCGUAUCGAGUUCGCCCAAAUCAUCUCCCCAAUGUCUCAACCACCGCAAGGAAUGGCACCUAUGCUCGCCGAGGGCCAGGAAAUGGCGAAUUACUACCCGGAUAAUGAUCUCACGGGUGGCCUCCCCAUCAACCUCGACUCGCUGCGCGAUGGCCCACCAGGAAGCAAACCUUUCUAUCCGUACUCUACUCUUAUUCGCUAUGCCAUCAAAGGUUCUCCGAACCAGAAACUCCUUCUCGAGGAUAUUUACUAUGCCAUCGAGUCUCGUUUCCCCUAUUUCCGCACUGCUCCCAACGGAUGGAAGAAUUCCGUCCGGCACAAUCUUUCACUGAACCCCUGCUUUGAGAAAGUCCCUCGUCCGUUGACUGACCGCGGCAAAGGCUCCUAUUGGACCGUGAACGACAAUGUGGAUCCGCGGACUGGUGUUCAUCGUGUACGCAAGAAGAAGACGAAGGGUUCGAAGCGAGGCGUUGGCGAGGAUGAGGAUGGGGAGUUUAGACCAGCCGAGGGCUCUUUUGAUGAGGCUCAGUUUGCCGAGCCACAAGUCGACGAGAAUGGCAACCCUCGCCCAGCACCUUAUCCUCCCUUCCCUCCCCACUUCAACCCCAACUUUCCCAUGAUGGACAUGCGUUUCCCGAUGCCGAUGCCAAUCGACGAUACCUUUGAACUGGAUGAGACCGGACAAGUCAACUGGCGGCUUGCCUGGUUGAAGGAGAUAGGACAUCUGCAGUCGCUUACCGCUGAGCACGAGAAAGCUAAUGUGGAUCCGGAGUGGUAUCGACUGAUGCUGUACCGAGUCCGGUCUGCGUUCCUCGCGCCGCUCCCGGAAACUAUUAUUGGGGUUCCUAUUUCUGCUCCGCCUGCGGUUGUUGCAGAGCAGCAGCCUCCUCCGCAGGCUUGAUGGACAGAACUUUAAUAUACCGAGUGUCUUAUUUGUAUCAUCGAAUACCGUCUGAAAAGUUGCACGGUCAAUUGUCCGCGCUACUACUUGUUACUAAUGCGGACCCUCCUGUUUAGCAAGAGUAACCAUGCCAAGGCUACCGAAGUCGAUGACAGAGAUUACAAAUCAAUGCUGACUCCACUUGAAAUUCUUGCUUCUCACGAGUCAGCAUGUCCCCCGCUCUGGAUCUUACUUCGCCCAGUCUUUUCACUUCGUCGUCGACUCCCCUCGUCAAAGGAAUGGCCCUCGCAAUUGGCUCUCCAUCUACUGCCCAGGAUGGGCAAUAUCAAACUCUCAUUGCUGACCUGGAGAGUUCGCGAAAGGUGGACAAGCAGAUGCUGGACAGACUAGUCGAUCAAGCUACAUUCCUGGACGCUUCCUCCUACGCAGGCGUGCACAUUACACUCACAGCGCGCGAAUACGAGGACCUGAGCUCGGUUCCCGCGCAAACCCAAAAGCUUUUGAAGCAACUGCAGGAGUCGAUGCAGCCGUCGGCAACCCUCCAUGUCUACGGCCUGUCACAGAGCUCUGGGCUGAGGGCCGAGAUCGAAAAGGCGGGUUUUACGUCGCUUUCGGACGCAGCCGAUACCACGGCAUUCAUUGCGCAGAAGCCCGCGGCGGCCGCCACCGCUGCUGUGCCGCUCCUGCGGAAGAGGAAGACGGACCCCGCGACGAAGAAGGCGCUGUGGACGCUGAACGCCCCGGCGACGCCGCCUAUUGACGCCGAGGCGCUGCUGACUGAUGCAGACCGGGCCCGUCCCGUGCCGACGUGCGACCCCGCCGUCGCGGGUGCACCGCGGCGGAAGCGCGCGUGCAAGAACUGCUCCUGCGGGCUGCGGGAGCUGGAGGAGGAGGAGGCGAGGACGGGCAAGGUGGUGAUGAUCGACGGGACGAUCGAUGGAGAGGCCUCGGCCGUUUCGCAGGAGGAGCGGGAGCGGCUGAUUAGUGCUGCGAAAGCGGCGCCGAAGGCUACUAGCAGUUGCGGGAACUGCUUCCUCGGCGACGCUUUCAGGUGCGCGAGCUGCCCUUACCUUGGGCUUCCGGCUUUCAAGCCCGGCCAAAAGGUCGAGAUUGACUUUGGUAUGGACGAUAUCUGAGUAGUAUCAUAGAGUAGCAUGUAUAUCAAUAAUUCGAGCUGUAUUAUCUUGCGCACAAAUAAAAAAUCGACCAAUAUAGCUCAGACGUUGGCAGUGCCC
Molecule: messenger RNA, 6519 nt
Organism: Mycena citricolor
Lineage: Eukaryota; Fungi; Basidiomycota; Agaricomycetes; Agaricales; Mycenaceae
Source: the annotation of a GenBank genome assembly